AUAUAUGAAAUAUAUACAUUUGUCAAGCAAAUAUUAUUCUAAGUUGGGCUGUUCUCUCCAUCACAACUAAAUAAACCCGCUCCAAAAUUUAUUUUUUCAGUUUCGAAUUUCUGAGAAUAUCAAAUUAUAUACCAAAAAAAUUAAGUUAUGGACUAUAGCGGCGUUGAAGUACCCGGCAUAUUAUCUCCAGAUGAAAACAUCGAACAUUUUGCUAAACUCUAUGGUAAUGACAGUCUUGGAAUGAUGUUAAUGGCUUCCACAAUCGGCAAUUCAGGCGAUCUGCCAGGUAAGCCGCGAUUUAAUGAAAGUGAUACUUCCGAAUACCUUCCAAGCACGAAACGCCCGACUUAUGACGAUCAAAGUUUUCAGACGAGUUUCCGAAAUGGUUUACAGACCUCCUGCGAAUCUAGGACCAUGAGACAUGGUAAGCAUUAUAAUCCGCCGCCAGCAAUGGAGGCCCAUUACCCCAGAUAUUCACAUCACAAAAAGUGUUUCGAAUUUCUCGGGGCUUCCCAGGCCUCAAGAUCCAUAAGACAUAGGGGCUAUGGUGACCAUUAUUGUCUGCCGACAGCAAUGGAGCACCGUAACCCCAGAUCCUCACAACAGCAAAACGGUUUCGCACCACCUAGUACUUCCCUAGGCUCAAGGUCCAUGAGACAUGGGAGUUUUGGUGACCAUUAUCAUCGGCAGCAAGAAAGACAGUUUCCACCACUACCGAGAUAUGCAUGGCUUUAAAAAAAGAGAAGAUUUAUUCGCCCCAUCUUCUGAUGCAUUGACUUAGCUACUAUUAGCAUACUUUUUGUAAAUAUCGAGUUGGUUCGUAAUGGUUUGUAAAUGCAACCGUGCUGACUCCCAAAAUUAUGAAUAAAUUGUUCUUUUCCGUUAUUA
Drosophila serrata is the source of this 888-nucleotide messenger RNA. RefSeq lists its product as uncharacterized. NCBI's taxonomy places the organism in Eukaryota, Metazoa, Arthropoda, Insecta, Diptera, Drosophilidae. The record is from RefSeq and is a predicted model, not a curated record.